This is a messenger RNA of Sardina pilchardus (European sardine), 1174 nucleotides long. Its product is annotated as endophilin-A1-like. The coding region runs from base 107 to 1174 and encodes 355 amino acids. The record is from RefSeq and is a predicted model, not a curated record. The transcript is spliced from 9 exons. Lineage: Eukaryota; Metazoa; Chordata; Actinopteri; Clupeiformes; Clupeidae. Gene Ontology annotation, molecular function: protein binding. Gene Ontology annotation, biological process: synaptic vesicle uncoating. Gene Ontology annotation, cellular component: presynapse; cytoplasm; glutamatergic synapse.
CAGGCGAGCCCUUUGGAGCGCGCGCGGCAAAGAAAAAAAGGGACCGUUUUCCUCCGGUUGAAAUUUAAAAACAAGUAUUCGUGGAGAUCAGGUGUGAACAGAAACGAUGUCUGUCGCGGGACUGAAAAAGCAGUUUCACAAAGCAACACAGAAAGUCAGUGAGAAAGUGGGAGGAGCCGAGGGCACCAAACUCGACGAUGACUUCAAAGAGAUGGAGAAGAGAGUGGACACGACCAGCAGAGCGGUACUGGACAUUAUGACUAGAACUACGGAGUACCUGCAACCCAACCCAGCCACUAGGGCUAAGUUGAGCAUGAUGAGCACCAUGUCUAAGAUCCGGGGGCAGGAGAAGGGCCCAGGUUACCCCCAGGCAGAGACUGUGCUGGGGGAUGCCAUGGUCAGGUUUGGCCGUGAGCUUGGAGAGGAGUCCAGUUUUGGUCUGGCUCUGCUGGACGUAGGAGAGGCCAUUCGUGAGCUCGGUGAGGUGAAGGAUGCGCUGGACAUGGAGGUCAAGCAGAAUUUUAUUGAUCCACUCCAGAACCUCCACGACAAAGACCUGAAAGAGAUACAGCAUCACCUGAGGAAGAUGGAGGGCCGGCGGCUGGACUUUGACUACAAGAAGAAGCGUCAGGGGAAGGUGCAGGACGACGAGAUCCGCCAGGCGCUGGAGAAGUUCGACGAGUCCAAGGAGGUGGCAGAGCAGAGCAUGUUCAACCUGCUGGAGAAUGAUAUUGAGCAGGUGAGCCAGCUGGCUGCAUUGGUUCAUGCUCAGGUGGACUACCACAGGCGGUCCACUGAGAUCCUCCAGCAGCUCUCAGGCAAGAUAGAGGAGAGGAUAAAAGAAACCUCCGAUCAGCCCAGGAAGGAGUUCACUCCUAAGCCGCGUACAGUGAUGGAGCUCACCCUGCCUAGCGAGAGCCACAACGGGGGCAUCCACAACGCCAAGUCUCCAGCCCGCUCACCUGCCCGCUCUCCUGCCGCUCUGGAGCAGCCCUCCUGUCGAGCCCUGUAUGACUUUGAGCCGGAGAACGAGGGCGAGCUGGGCUUCAAGGAGGGCGACAUCAUCACGUUGACCAACAAGAUCGACGACAACUGGUACGAGGGCACGGUCAGCGGCCACUCCGGCUUCUUCCCCGUCAACUACGUGGACGUCGUGGUGCCUCUCCCGCACUAG